Cryptomeria japonica (Japanese cedar) is the source of this 1068-nucleotide messenger RNA. RefSeq names its product indole-3-acetate O-methyltransferase 1-like. The coding region runs from base 1 to 1068 and encodes 355 amino acids. The record is from RefSeq and is a predicted model, not a curated record. Gene Ontology annotation, biological process: methylation. Gene Ontology annotation, molecular function: S-adenosylmethionine-dependent methyltransferase activity. NCBI's taxonomy places the organism in Eukaryota, Viridiplantae, Streptophyta, Pinopsida, Cupressales, Cupressaceae. The transcript has 4 exons.
AUGGAGUUGUUCAAAUCUCAAUCUAAAUUAGUUCUAGAGAAUGUGCUCGCAAUGAAGGGCGGCCAUAAAGAGUCUAGUUAUACUGUUAAUUCUCUUUCAGUUCAGAUAAAGAUUGUUCGGGCUGUGAAACCAAUUCUGGAGCGUAGUAUUCAUGAGAACAUGAUAUUGAAGCUGAAUGAAGGAGGCAUAUUUAAGAUAGCAGAUUUCGGGUGUGCCACCGGAUGGAAUACUCUUCUUGUAGCAGACACCAUUGUCAGAGCUGUGCAACGCACAUUUGGAGAAACAGAGGAACCAGAAUUUGAAGUUUAUUUUGUUGAUCUUCCUUCCAAUGAUUUCAAUUCACUGCUUCGAAUGAUGCCUCCAGCCCAACAAACCUGUGCCGAUGCAGAAAAUGAUGGUGAUGACAAUCCAGUGGCUACAAGAUCUUAUUUUGCAGCGGCUGUGCCAGAGAGUGUUCAACAGACAAACUCACCUCAUGUGUACGUUUCAAGUGAUUGUGAGGAGGCAGUCGGAUUUGCGUAUCUGCAGCAAUUUGACAUAGACUUCACAUUGUUUUUAAAUGCUCGGACAGAAGAGACAGUUGAUGGGGGGUGCGUGUUUAUAUCUCUGGUGGGUCGCAAUGGAGAGACACACAUAAUGGAGGAGCAAGGAACACUAGGAGAUAUCGCUUGUCACUUUGAAUACGCAUUCCAGGAGCUAGUGAAUGAGGGUUUUAUUGAGAAAGAGAAGUGGGAAUCCUUCAAUCUACCCUGCUUUGGUCCAAAUCCGGAAGAGUUUGAGAGCAUAGUUAAGAGGCAAGGCUCGUUCAGGAUGGAGAGUGUAAGGGUGUUGGGAGAAUUUCCUUUGCAUCCCGUGACAGAGGUGAUGAAAGGGGAGGAAGAGGCGUUUGGGAGAAGUGUAUUGAAUCAUUAUAGAGCACUUUUUGAGAAUAUUGUGGAAGCUCAUUUUGGAUGUGAGCGUUUGACAAAUGAAUUCUUUCUAAGAAUUGGUAAAAGAGCAGCUGAUAAGUUUGAGGAGUAUCUCUUUAAUCAAAUAGAGUUGGUUGUUGCCUUUCUCAUCAAAAAAUGA